GAUAAGAACUGACGUUUGUUUGCCAACGGAAAAUAUAAAAUUCGUUAAAAUUCUUUGCGGUUUUUUACAACAUGAAGAUAAAGGACAUUUUAAUGGAUUUUCUGACUGCUAAGAUACGAAAUAUUUGAUUUCUCGUGUUGAAUUCAGUAAUGUUUAAAGGCGAAUACCAGGGUGGACCUUUUGUGGACGUGUUCAGUGCACAAGGACGGGAUCCGCUAUCAAAGAAGUGUAAAGUGACUGGUAGUUCAACCAAUAUACACAAAGAAUAUGACAAAGAUAUCAAAAGCUAUGUUUAUGUUUUAGAGGGUGAACCAACAACUACUAAGAUACAAUUUCCCAAAGAAGAUAAACAUGGAUUAUUUUUAACCCAAAAAUACUUGGUGUUCCAGUUAUUUCUCCCUGUUGGUCGGCCAUUUUCAUUUGAGGUUGCAGUCACUGACCAUGCUCAAAACAAACACCGCAUAUUUUUCUCUUCAAAUCUAAGAGACAUAUCUGUGACCCCUUUGCAUGCAAAAUUCCCAUUGGCUGUUCUCAACCUCGGUUCAUGGCUCAACAUGUGUUUGGAUCUUGAUUCACUAGUCAGCGAAACAUUCAAUGGACCCAAAUUUCGGGCGAUAGAAAGCUUCACUGUGACUGCAAACUGCAGAUUGAAAAAAGUGUUCACAUUAAGAUCACCUCCAAAAGAUACAACAUAUGGUCAAAAUAAUGAGGUGUCAUAUGCUGAUUCUGAACCUUUGCCAAGAAAUCUACAGUUGAUAACUACUAAUGUAUCUGUCAUUACACAGAUCCUCUCAUAUGGUAAACUGCAUUCUAAACCUAACGAAAAUCCGACCACACCAAUAACAACACCAAUAACAACACCAUCGACUCCCGACAAAGAAACUCAUAUUGCGUUUGGCACAAAGAUUGUUAUACCCGAUCAUGCGCGUAAGAACUCUGUGAAAGAACACCACGAAUCUAAUAAAGUCUCUUCCAACAAUUCACGUCUCUCUUCAUCAAGAAAAAGACAUGGACAAUCUGCCCCAGGUGUGCAAUACGACGAUUCAAUUAAGUCUCCUUUGUCCCCCAAAGGAAGCCGAGAGAGCAAAACAGAAUCCAGUGAUUCUGGUCCAACCAGUAUUGAUGCUGACCAGGCUAUUAUGCAACCCAGACCCCCAAGAACUAGCUCCGCAGGAAAAAUCAGACGACCUAUUAGACUAAAACCAUCCAGUGCCGGAAAAGUAAGAACCAUUGGUAAGACUGAGAAGGUGAAAGAUAAGGAACCUGAAACUUCUGCAGCGACAUCGGAGGUACUCAAUCUGGAACAUUUGGAAAAUGCAGAUACUGCUAUAGACAAGGCCGGGAAACCUUCAGUUUCUAAAAGUCGGUAUACUUUCGAGACAGAAAAAGGUUCUGUGUCGCAGGGGAACAUCGACGGAGUACAGACGGAAAGUACACCUGGGACGACAGUGAAGACCUCUUUUGAAGGAAAUGAUGCCGUAAAUUGCAACUUCGAAGACAAACUUAAAACGAUGAACAUAAAUGGAGAGAGAUCGAGUCAAAGUUGUAUUACAAAUAUGGAAAAACCGACGACAAUCCAAAGACCGGCAAAUGAAAUUAUUGAAGGUAAUCUGGUUGCGUCUAGUGGCUCCAAUACGGAUGCUUCAAGACAGGAACCAUUAAAAACGAAUGGCAGUGGACUUACUGAAAAUCACGAUGUAGACCAUAUUUCUGGCAAAUCGCAAAAUUUUGGUCAUUCCGAAAAUGAAUAUGGGAAAAUUCAGCAAAUACAACAAGAAAAUGGUAACUCGAGUGACGAGCAUGUCACAGAACUAUAUUAUAGUAAUAUGAAUAACUCGAAUUCCAGUGCUUUAUCAAGGAAAUCUGUAAAUAAAUCAUCAUCAAAUAAUGUCGCCCCGAACAGAAACAUCGAUAUGAAUAACAAUGACGAAUUACCAGACAGGGAUAGGGAGCAACCGCGCUCAAGACCACACAAGUUACCGCUGGCCAGUAAUAACCCUGUAUUCACAUUCGCUUCCACGCCCCGUUCACCGCGGUCUAGCAAGAGAAAACUAUUGGACUCCCCUAUGGUCGAAAAUGUCGUUACUCCUAGUGCUGAGGCUGCACCGGAGGUUAUAGUAAGUUUGUCUGAAGAUACAAUGGUAAAGGAUCCUCCUGUCAAAAAUGGUGGGCAUACUCAGAGAAGUAGAGGAGUUUCACUGGACGAUGAUUUCUGUAAACUGUCAGAUGAUGAUAUUGAGGAGGAAGGUGAUGGAAUCCAGAAGCUUCUCCAGUCUAGUUUGAGCCCCCGUCAUUCCCCCACGCCUUCCCAUCAUCAGCUAAGGCAGAGUAUUCGAAGUAGUAUGCUGAAGGAGAUUCCUUCGCCAGUUAAAGAAAACGGCUACGACGCACAGAACUACCAAUCAGCAAAUCAUCUUGACACUCUUGACCAAUCAACGGCCAGCUCGUGGAGAUUUGACACGUCAGAUAGCAGUAACAGUUUCAAUCAUACUCAACAAAAUCUCGAAGACUCGCUAAACGACGAUACCUUCCCGAUUGUAACUCGGCAUAUUUCGGCAUUUGCCGAUAUCCCUAUGGUUGAUGAUAAUGACGAGGAUGGUCAUUCAGACUGUAGUGAUGACACGACAUACAGCACGUGGGGGGCGCCACCACCCCGAGAUUUGAGAGGAAACAAAUAUCAAAAUGAAAUGAAGCCUCCAGGCCAAGAACCCGAUCUCACGGCCACUAUAUGCAUAGAUCCACGUGAUGAUUGUGAUGUGUUUAGCCCACCGAUCAUUCUUGGAACUCCGAAUAAGGAAAACAACAGCGUAAUUUCCAACUUGUCAUCAAUGAAAUCUCCGACCAAAUACCAUGGCGUGAACCACCAAGAAAGUGAAGAGGAAUUAGAUUUAUUGUACGAUCCAUGUUUGAACUGUUACUUCGAUCCAAAGACACAUAAAUAUUAUGAACUCGCGUGAUCAAACAUUAAAAAGUUCAAAUUCAUGGUACCAAAAUGCCAAGAAAGAUGAAAUUAUUGUUAGGUUCAACUUGCCCAGACAUUUGUACUGUCUUUUUUAUGAUGUGUGAUUUGUGUAAUUACUGCAUAACCAAGAUAGGGUUAUGCCAUGUUCAUUUUAUCCUUAUUGUUCCCAGAGUUUUUUCAUGUCUUCUCCGAAUCAUAUAGGAACAAUUAAGGUUGUUGUGCUUGCUCUAUAUAAGACGAAUAGAAUAU
Dendronephthya gigantea is the source of this 3211-nucleotide messenger RNA. RefSeq lists its product as uncharacterized. The transcript is spliced from 7 exons. Bases 150 to 2957 code for a protein of 935 amino acids. NCBI's taxonomy places the organism in Eukaryota, Metazoa, Cnidaria, Anthozoa, Malacalcyonacea, Nephtheidae. The record is from RefSeq and is a predicted model, not a curated record.